UGAAAGAACAACCUGCAGGGUCCAGGGCAGCUGGUGAUCCCCUCCCUUCUCUGAAGAAAGGGGACCCUUUUGAUGCAGGAAGGGUAGGAGAGGAAAGAGAAAGAAAGAAGGAUUUAGGGCUGAAAUUCCCCAAGUCCCUGCUCACUGAGCUUAAGGAGGCCUGAAACAUUUAGAUUCUGGGGACCACCUCCUUGGUACCCCCAUUCUGCAGCACAGUUAAUAUUCUUGCAGUUGUCUGGGGUCAGCAUCCAUCCUGUGUGGACAGUCCCUCCCCCACCAGCAGUGAUGGCCUUGGCUGAUUUUCAUUACACCACAGGGAUCAGCAGUGGAUUCAAAGUCUAUAUCUUGGAAGGCCACUCUUCCUUUGAGAAUGAGCAGAGGUUCCACCGCCUCCCAGCCUACCGGCUGCCCACCUGUCCAAACAAGCGCAAGGCCAGCCUGGAUGUGAGAAGAAUCCCUGAAGGCCAGAAGGGAUCCAAAGUCAGGCGAUUGUCGAGCAGGCCUAUUGCAGCCUCUCAGGACCGGGUGGCAACUUCUGCAUCCGUCCCCAUUGCCCCCAUUGCCGUGUCCUGCGUCUCCACCUCCAGCGCUGCCGUUUGCAAGGAUUCCAGGGGGCUUCCCGCCCCCUGCACACAGAAACGCCCCCCAAAGGAGCCCCUUGUGGAGCCCGCCCUAACAGUCACCCAGCUGCAGCAGAUGCGGCCGUCAGUCAUCACCUGUGCCCCACGUCGAAGCUGCCCAGAGGCUCCGCCAAGCCCCAGUUCCCCACUCUCCCCAGCAAAGCGUACAAAUGGGACCUCCAAUUUUCCCCACUCUCAAAGGCUGUGUCCAUGGACCACCAACAUCUCAGCAUCAUUCAGCAAAGCAGCAUCUCCCAGGCAGACGAUCAAAGAGGCAGAUGGGAAUCUCUAACCUCGCUUUUGAUAGCUUAUCCAUUGUCGUUGACCUGGGGGAGUCCUCUUAUACGCCUGUAGCAGCCUGUCCUUCCUAGGGCCGGGCCCCAAUAUCGCGCUCACCACUUCCCUUUUUUUUUUUGUAUCUUGGUAGCCUACUCUGUACCUACACCCUAAACCUGGCUUACGGAUCUCCUUCCAAAUACCUUGUUGGUAGCUGCAUUCCUGACUUUAAAUCCAUAUAUGUGAACGCUCCACUUCAAAUAGAUAAUUUCUUGCUAAUCUCCAUGGGUGAAGAGUCUUUAGUUCCGCAUUUCGAUUCCAGUGAAAACCAGCCACGUGUCUUGCAAUAGGCAAGACAUGAUAUUCUUUGUCCUUGCCAUGUGGUACUUGGAUAUUGCCUUUAUGUACUAAGGUCCAUUUCAUUGCCAUCCGUACCAGCUUUAAGAUGUGUGGAUCUGAACCCCCACAUUUCCCCAGUCAACAUUAAAGUUGCCAAGCUUGAAAAAUCUCUUAUCUAUACCAAUAAUCAUCUCAGAAUCCUGUGGGAGCAAACAAUGACAUUCUCCAAGCAGACGAAGGAGAUUUAGAGGUCGAAGAAGAACCUCAGUCUAAGGAAGAGAGGACAAAUCUAGCCCAAUGAUAACUGAACACUAUCAUGAUCCAGGAACAUCAGCAAGAGGGGAACAGAAAACGGGAGGAAAUGAAAAGGGGUUUCCUAGAAAAGGAAAUGGCAUGGCUACCUGGAACCCAGCAGGUUUUCUUGCAGAUCCUACCUGCUAUA
Pseudonaja textilis is the source of this 1677-nucleotide messenger RNA. RefSeq lists its product as uncharacterized. Lineage: Eukaryota; Metazoa; Chordata; Lepidosauria; Squamata; Elapidae. Gene Ontology annotation, biological process: regulation of DNA-templated transcription. The record is from RefSeq and is a predicted model, not a curated record.